Molecule: messenger RNA, 303 nt
Organism: Aspergillus niger
Lineage: Eukaryota; Fungi; Ascomycota; Eurotiomycetes; Eurotiales; Aspergillaceae
Exons: 2
Coding region: 1-303 (100 amino acids)
Source: RefSeq, a predicted model, not a curated record
AUGGAUGUGCACUGCCUUGUUUGGUCUUGGGUGAACUACAGGCAGCACAAUUUUAACGUAUGGGGGUACACGGUACUUAGUUCAACCAAGGGGGCAAGGGCUGGGGGUAUUGGCAACAAUGGUAAGUUAGCUACCUACCUAUGUCAAAAGAAAUAUGCACACAACUCAGCACCUGAUCACCUUAUGCAACUUGCUGCAUGUGACAUCUACCCAAUACACACCAGUGCAUUUCAUCUCAUUCCAUCUCCCACGCACACACACAACCCCCGACUUACUCCAUUCCACCUGCAAAGACCAUCAUAA